This is a messenger RNA of Camelina sativa (false flax), 1757 nucleotides long. Its product is annotated as aspartic proteinase A1. Gene Ontology annotation, biological process: proteolysis; lipid metabolic process. NCBI's taxonomy places the organism in Eukaryota, Viridiplantae, Streptophyta, Magnoliopsida, Brassicales, Brassicaceae. The record is from RefSeq and is a predicted model, not a curated record. Gene Ontology annotation, molecular function: aspartic-type endopeptidase activity.
ACAAAAUAAGAGAGUGUAUGAUAAAACAAAAACCCCAAAUUAUUAGUAACUAAAGAAGUAUUUGCUCUUCCUCAUAGAGAAGUUCAGGCCAGGCCUUUUUUCCUCUUCAGGAUAAAGAUGGUUUCCUCCAAAACACGAAACAAACUUAUCCAUCAAGCCACUUGUUUCUGUCUGUUAGCAAUCUUGAUUCAUCCAACAACCUCCAGUGAUCUGUUUCGUGUUGGUCUGAAGAAGAGACGGCUUGAGCUCGAUGAUAUACGAGCCAGCAGAGUUAUCAGAAAGCUGAAAUAUUCACAACAUCCCUCAGAUUACCAGUCUUUUGCUGUUGUAGGAGGUGAUUCUAGUGAACAAAACCUGGUGAUUCUUAAAAACUUCUUGGAUGCUCAAUACUACGGAGUUAUUGGAAUUGGAACGCCUUCGCAGGAAUUUGAAGUUAUAUUCGAUACUGGAAGUUCCAAUCUCUGGGUUCCAUCUUCAAAAUGCUACUUCUCUCUGGCUUGUUAUCUCCAUCCCAAGUACAAGUCAACGAAAUCCAAAACAUACACCAAGAAUGGAAAGAUGUGUAAAAUAACUUAUGGGUCGGGGUCGAUCUCUGGCUUCUUUAGUGAGGACAAUGUGAAAGUUGGUGAUCUUGUAGUUAAGAAUCAGGAGUUUAUCGAAGCUACAAGCGAAGGGAGUCUUUCUUUUCUCCUUGGAAAGUUUGAUGGUCUACUCGGGUUAGGAUUUCAGGAGAUAUCAGUCGGAAAUGCCGUACCAGUUUGGUACAACAUGGUGGAUCAAGGACUAGUGAAGGAGAAAGUUUUCUCAUUCUGGCUAAACCGUGAUACCAAAGCUGAAGUUGGAGGUGAGAUUGUGUUUGGCGGUGUUGAUCCGGCCCACUUCAAAGGCAACCACACCUAUGUCCCUGUCACUAGAAAAGGCUAUUGGCAGUUUAACAUGGGCGAUAUCUUAGUCGGUAACAACUCAACUGGUUUUUGUGAGCAAGGUUGUGCUGCAAUUAUGGACUCAGGAACUUCACUACUUGCUGGACCAACUACUGUUAUCACGCAAAUUAACCACGCUAUUGGCGCUGAGGGCAUCGUAAGCGCGGAAUGCAAGGGUGUUGUCUCUCAAUACGGAGAAAUGAUAUGGGAUCUUUUAGUAUCAAAGGGGCUACCUCGUCAAGUGUGUAAAGAGCUCGGUCUCUGCGUUUUCGGACAAGAGACGGGAAUAAAAACAGUGGUGGAGAAAGAGAGAUCAUCACUUCUAUGUGAAGUUUGUGAGAUGGCUGUUGUUUGGGUUCAAACAAAACUGAAACUGAAUGAAACCAAAGAGAAAGCGUUUGAAUACGUAAACCAGCUUUGUGAGAGCCUUCCAAGUCCCGCAGGUGAAUCAAUUAUUGACUGCAAGAACAUCGAAAACAUGCCAAAUGUUACAUUCACAAUUGGAGGCAACCCCUUCUCUCUUACACCUCAACAAUACAUUCUCAAAACUGGAGUAGGCUAUGCUGAGAUGUGCAUAAGCGGGUUUUCGGCUUACGAUUUGCCUCCACCGACUGGUCCUCUCUGGAUUAUUGGGGAUGUCUUUAUGGGAGCCUACCACACCGUAUUUGAUUCAGAAAAUCUUCAAAUCGGAAUCGCCGAAGCUACAUAAACUUAUGUACACCUGUUUCUCUAUGUAUGGUUAUCCGCAUAUAUAAGUAUGUUAUGUAUCAAUGACUCCAUGUAAUAAUCUCUAUCAGAACUUUUAAGAUAAUAUAGUUACGUACGUUCCUAUAA